CAUAGAACCCUAGCCAAACCCUGACGGUACAGCCAUUUGGAAAGCAUUUCCACAUUUGUACACUCACCUUAAUCUUAACUAUCUCAACGUUAAUCGACGAGGAAAGCCAUUCAAAAAUUAAUCUUCAGUAGAUUCGCAGGCUGGAAAUUCUGAAGAGAUCAUUAAUGGCGGCCUUGAAUUUCAGAUGCUGAAUUGAGAUUGAAAUGCCGAAGCACCAAUUUCGAUCACGGUUUGUCCUCUUAAGGUAUGUAGCUUCACCAUUUAUAUCUUAAAUUCAGAGUAUUCACAAAUUCAUCAUUAUAUUUGGCGGCGGGAAUGGCGAAAUUUUUAUCAGCUGGACAAAAAUGGCUUAUACACACUUCAUCCCAGAUCCCAGUUCGAAGCAACAACAGUGAAGCCAUGAAAAAACUAUGCAAAAUUCUCACAUAUUCCCCUCAAUCCGACAUCGAGAAAAACCUACGCAGGUCUAAAGUAAAACUUUCGCCAAAUUUAGUGGAAAAUGUACUAGAGAAAUUUGGAAAUGCAGGAAUGGUGGCCUACAAGUUCUUCGAUUGGGCUGGCAGACAGGAGGGUUACACGCACAGCCUGGAGGCAUAUCAUUCCAUGAUUAAUUCACUGGGUAAAAUAAGACAAUAUGGGCUAAUGUGGACGCUGGUCAAGCUUAUGAAGAGCAAGGGGAUUUUAACGAAGGAAACGUUUUGUAUUAUUAUACGGAGGUAUACCAGGGUAAAGAAGCUUGACGAAGCAGUUUAUGCUUUUCACCUCAUGGACAAAUUUGGGGUGACGCCAGAUUCGGAGGCUUUUAACAGUCUUCUCAGUGCUCUGUGCAAGUGUAAGAAUGUGAGAAAGGCUCAGGAGCUUUUUGACUACAUGAAGGCGAGAUUUGUGCCGGAUUUAAAGACUUAUAGUAUACUGUUGGAAGGGUGGGGCAAAGAACCCAAUUUGCCUAGAGCUAGGGAUCUUUUUAGGGAAAUGAGGGAAAAAGGCUGUGAACCUGAUGUAGUGGCUUAUUCUAUACUUAUGAAUGCUCUUUGCAAGGGGGGUAAAAUGGAGGAGGCUGUUGGGCUGUUGGAUACGAUGAGGAAUAGCGGUUGCAAACCAAACCCUCAUAUCUACAGUAUUUUGAUUCAUAAUCAUGGUGCUGAGAAGCGUGUCGAUGAAGCUUUGGCUAUCUUUAGUGAGAUGAAAAGGAAUGAGUCUGCCCCUGAAACACCUACUUACAACGCAUUAAUUGGUGCCUUUUGCAAUGUUGGUAAAUUGGGUGAGGCUUACAAGGUUUUGGAUGAGAUGGAACAGGAAGGAGUUUGUCCGAAUGCUAGGACCUAUAAUGUUAUUUUGCAUUACCUCAUACAGCAGGAGAACACAGAGGAGGCUUACCAGCUCUUUCGCAGGAUGGUGAAGAGGGGAGACUGCGAUCCAGAUACGGAUACGUAUAAUAUAAUGUUAAAGAUGUUCUUUGGGCAGGAUAAGGUAGACAUGGCUUUGAAGGUGUGGAAGUUUAUGGGCCGAAAGCAGGUGUGUCCCAGUAUGCAUACAUUCGCCUUGUUUAUAAAUGGGCUGUGUGAUCAUGGCAAUAUAAAUGAUGCUUGCUCUUAUUUUGAUGAGAUGAUGGGGAAGGGGAUAUGUCCUUCAAUGUCAACCUAUAGGAGAUUAAGGAUUGGACUUUUGAAAGCAGGCAGAGAGGAUAUACUUGAAGAUCUUUCGGAAAAGAUGAAAGAGCUUACUGAGGGUCCUCCUGAAGAUUAAACGAAAUGAAAAAAUAAUUUUGAACAUCUCCCAGAUAUCUUUCAAGAGCUCUGUAACCACAAAAUUAUUUAUACAAUUCGACCCUUACUGUUUACAGAUUAUCUUGUUUAACUUCUGAGUAAUCUAAAAUCAUAUUUUAAGGUUCUGAGAGCAUCCUCAAUGUAACUACCUCACUUAAUGAAAGGCAAACUAAGCAGAUUGUGUAAACUGUUCUUAUCACUUUGCUUAAUUAGGCAUUGCAUGCGUUUCAGUCUUGACA
Molecule: messenger RNA, 2005 nt
Organism: Cryptomeria japonica (Japanese cedar)
Lineage: Eukaryota; Viridiplantae; Streptophyta; Pinopsida; Cupressales; Cupressaceae
Product: pentatricopeptide repeat-containing protein At1g77360, mitochondrial
Exons: 1
Coding region: 316-1746 (476 amino acids)
Molecular function (GO): protein binding
Source: RefSeq, a predicted model, not a curated record